Molecule: messenger RNA, 5770 nt
Organism: Lymnaea stagnalis (great pond snail)
Lineage: Eukaryota; Metazoa; Mollusca; Gastropoda; Lymnaeidae
Source: the annotation of a GenBank genome assembly
GUUAAACAACAUGCUGGCUAUCAUGCGCAGACGGGAACUGUAUUCAAUCCUAUCGGUUGUGAUUGAAAUAAAAGAUUGUAUUUUUACUUCUUGUUACUAUAUUUCUAAAUUUAAUAAAUAAAUAAAAAAUAUCAUGAUUUUCUCAGACUUGAACGCAAAUUUAAAAAAAAAAAUACGUUAAACAAUUUGAUAUGUAACAUGACCAUUCGUGGGAUUUGACUGAAUGAUGUGGCUCUAGUCGUUCAUUAUUACUGUUGUGAUGUAUGAUUGGAGACUUGCAGCUGUCAAUGUAAUGAUAACGCGUCAUGAUCAUUGUCACGUGUCAUGAUUCUAGUUGAGGUCAUUGUGUUAAAAAGGUUGUGCAUGAUGAAUCUUGUCCAACCAAAAGAAAUCUAAUCAGUAUUUUUUUGUUUUUUAAAUUACAUUUUUUACUCAAAUGUGGAGGUCGUAGUUAUGUUUAAGGGGCUAGAAAUCAAUUAGAGCUUUCAGAAAUGGCUUUGACAAGCUCUACAAAUAGACUUGAUUACCAGCCGAAGACAAAUAAAUUGUUUGCUAGGUACAAAUAUUUGAUGCUCGCAGCCACGUUUAUCGUAUGUGCUCUUCUGCAAGCUCGUCUAUCAGAUAAGGUGUUUUUUCCAAUGCGGUUCGCCUUCCUCGACGAAGCAGUUCACAACGCAAGCAUUCUCUCCUCGAACGUGACGCAGCCUGGAAGACGCAGUGAAUUCAGAGAUGGAAAUACUCAGACCGCUGUUACAGGUAAAGUGUCCGAAUCAGAGAGGGGUAAUGGCUUGGUGGGCGACAAGCAGACGUCUGAAUCGAAUAACGCAUUUCAGAACUUAUCUCAUAAAGUAGAUCUUCCGGCUUCAGGAAAUGUAAAUCAAAGUGUUAUCUUUGAUAAAGCAGCCUCCAAACCAAACGUUGUUACAGAUCUUGUAGUUCGGCACGAGAAAGUCCCUGGAAGCAACAUAUCUCAAUCAGGCAAUUUUUCGGAUCAGAGAAACUCAAAGGAGGGCGUGCUCGGUGCCGGAAUUUCGGAAACGAAUAUUCCUGGGAACCUCAGCACCAACCAGAGCGUCGUCCUCGCCGACAACAUCUCCCGGGCCACACCGUUGUUUAUCACGAUAACUCACCAGAUGGGCCGGAUGGGCAACAACAUGUUCGAGUACGCAUCUCUGCUUGGGAUCGCUCGAGCCCAGGGCCGGCACCCGUUUGUCAAUCCGUACGGCCGGGACCACAACCUGCCGCACGUCUUCAACCUGACCCAUGUGGAAUUCAUCCCGGAGUGCGGCAAGUGAGUAUCCUCAAUCUGGAGUGUGUCGUAAAUAGCUCAACAAAAAAUAUUACUGUAAAUGAAUGUUGCACAUGUCAUGUAAUAAAUCAACAGUUGUUCAAGCAACAUCAAAUCCGUCAUAUCAAUCUUCUUUAAUUUUGUUUUUAAAUGUCUUCAAAUGAACUGUGUUUGAAAAUUUCUCAAGCAAUCAAUACUGUUAUUUUAAAAAAAAAUUGUUUUUGAGGACUUUGGGAAUAUAAUGUAAAAUACCAGACCAAAACUUUAGUAUUAACACAUUCUUCCGUGUCUACAAAUGAUCCUUAGUCUUAAGCCAGAUAUACGCAUUUUUAAUUAAUACUAAUGAUAAGAUGGUUUGGCUAUGAUAAAGCGUUGAAGUAGGUUAAAAAACACAAGCAUUAGUGUAAUUAAAACAAUAGAGGUUAAGCUUUUAUUAUGUUCGAAAAAAACAUUAUAUGUAUAUAUAUAUAUAUAUAUAUAUAUAUAUAUAUAUAUAUAUAUAUAUAUAUAUAUACUGUAUAUUCAAUAAAUAUUUGUAUGUUUUAUAUAUAUAUUUUUUUUUUAUACUGUACAUUCAAUUAAUAAUUGUAUGUCUUAUAUGAAUAUUCUUUGUUGUACUGAUGAGAGCAUUAGUCGAAAGUUUGAAUUUAUAUUUGAAUUAAUCAUAAUUAUGGCUUAACAUAAAUUGAUUUAUUCGUGUUUGGAGACCCUUGGCUUAAGCCUACUUAAGCCUAUAGGUAGCUUCGGCCCUGAAUCUGUCCCAGCGUGGGCGCUGUGUAGCUAAGGUGGCUCUCCUUGAAUUUCGACCACGGAGGUAGAGGCCCACAAUUUCGCACCGAUUCUUUGUUUGAAUAAGUAAAACAGCCGCUUGUUUGACUACUUGAGUAGGACAGACUUGUGUCAGCUUAGUGAGUUUCUUUUUUUGUUGGCUCACAGUCGAAACAGCUAAUGUUUCAUGAGAAUGGCACAAACAAAGUAGGAAUUGCAGGUAGGUUUUCUUCUGUAGAUUUUGUUUGAUUCUUCCAACUCGGUGGAUAAAUUUACUUCCUUGGGCAGCACCCUCUCUGGAUCUGUCAUCAUGGAUAAUGAAAUGAAUGGCAGACUCGCAAAAGCUAGUGACCCAUUUGGCAGGAUCCGCAGAACUGUUUUUGGGACAGGAGAGAUAUCAGACGAGAAACAAAGCUCAAGGUCUAUAGCUUAGCAGUCCUCCCGACUCUGCUCUAUGGAUGUGAAACGUGGACACUCUACCAGCGUCACGCCAAGAAACUGAAUCAUUUUCAUACUACCCGCCUCAGGAAAUCCUCGACAUCAGGUGGCAAGACAAAGUCCCCGACACUGAGGUCCUCGCUAGAGCGAACCUACCAAGUAUCUUCACCACUCUGAUGCAGUCUCAGCUCCGUUGGAUGGGACACGUAGCCCGGAUGGAAGACCACCGGAUCCUGAAACAAUAAUUUUUCGGAGAACUCACGAUAGGCAAGCGCUCCCAAGGAGGUCAAAAAAGCAUUACAAAGACUCACUGAAAGUGGCACUAAAGGCCUUCAGCAUAAACCCUACUCAAUGGGUGCAGACAGCCCAGGACAGAGCCAGGUGGAGAGCUGCUGUCAAGAAGGGGGGCUAAAUCCCAUGAAGCCAAUAGAAUAACCACAGCUGAGACACGCAGGCUUGUCCGAAAGAGCAACAUUAGGUCACCGUCUGAAGCAACUAUUCCAUGCCCACGUUGUCAUAGAUUAUUCUGAGCAAGGAUCGGUCUAGCAAGCCACCUUCAAGCUCACCGUAAUCCCAACUUCCCCAUAACCGGAUGAUUCGAUGGUCCUAGUCGACUUCGACGGACGAACACCAACAACCAUUAUAUAUUCGUUGUUUCUGCCAUGCUUCUUGGAUUUAAUAGAAUUAAUUAGAUAUUAGUUGGUCAGUGCAACUAGUAAGAGUAUAUUUCAUAGAUACGAAAAGUAGAGACAAACUAAUUCAUUUCAUAUGUACAGAUUUAUUGCUUACUUUCACAGGUGGAAAAGAAUUGGAGAGCUUAAGUAUGGUACUUUUGAUCCGGUGUUUCGAGAUCUGCCAAAGGUCAACCUGACCCUCAUGGGCUACGUCCAGUCGUGGAAAUACUUCCGGGGAAUAGAGGACGAGAUACGAAGAGAGUUUACCUUCAUGCCACAUAUAAGGUGAUGUUGUUGGUGACAUGUGUGGUGAUGUUGUAGAUGACACGUAAAGGUGAUUUUGUAGAUUACAUGUAAGGUGAUGUUGUAGAUGACAUGUAAGGUGACGUUGUAGAAAACAUAUAAGAUGACAAAUUAGUUUAAAUAAGUUAGUUUAUCCGCCACAAAAUUUGAUCAUUGCCAUUUUAAAUAAAACAUUGGAUAAGGACUGUGGCUGAAUCUUCCCGCGGGUGCGCAGGUGGCUGAUCAGAUCGACUCUUGCUGGAAAUCUUCAUGCACCAGAAGGUGCAGGUGAUGGAUGGGACAACUCCGAAAAGGAGUUCACUCGGGCUUCUCUGGCUUGUCUUUUCUUCUCUGCAGCAGCUGUCAUCCCAGUCUCAUGUUGCACUGAAGCUUUGUGUAAGGAGGUGCGCCCCCCACGAGUCUCGAUCCUGCGCGGAUUGUUGAAACACGCCCUGGUUAAAUGUGAAACGCUUUCAAGGAUGCUUUCAGCGUGUCUUUAAAUCAGUUCGUCUGCUCCCCCCCCCCCCCCCCCCCCAGCAAAACGCUUACCGCGCUUGAGUUCGCCAAAGGAUAUUUCUUUUGGGGGGGGGGGCAAGGGUCGUCAGACAUUAUCUCAAACAUGUCCUGCACAGAGAAGCUGGUACUGCAUUAGAGAGGUGUUUUUGCUUGGAAGAUGUGUUUGUGCGGCGGGUACCUCGGUGUAUGGGAUCUUGUCCUGCCAUUUGAUGCUAAGGAUUUUUUUUAGAGGCUCGUCGUGGGGAAAAAAAGUGUUAGGUUCCUAACAUUGCAUUUAUAGUAAUUGUGGAAAAUGAUGGGUUUAGGUUUGAAGUGAGAAGAUAGCAUAGUUAAAAGGACGAUUCUGCCAAACGCCUUCUUCAACAGAUAAGAGACAAAAUACGAAAAAAAAAAUGAGACUAAAUAAAAAAUAAGUAAAAUUAAUGUGUUAGAAGAUCUCAGUGACGUGAACGAACACACUCUAUUUUUAGAAACGGAAGUACUCUAUGUUAGAAAUGGAAGUACUCUAUGUUAGAAACGGAAGUACUCUAUGUUAGAAACGGAAGUACUCUAUGUUAGAAACGGAAGUACUCUAUGUUAGAAACGGAACUACUCUAUGUUAGAAAAGAAAGUUAAGUUGUUAAAAUUUUUUGCUCACUACAUCAUUCUGUGGUGCGUACUACUAAGGAGAUUUGACGACACAAAUAUGAUGUAUCUGUCACGGCUCUGGUGUCUUACAUUAAUAAGCCAACGAGAGUGAAGAAUGAAAAAAAGAAACCCGCAAAUAUUAUUCACAUUUGAUGCACCAUAUCACCAUAUGGAAUCAGUCAAACACUCUCUAACUGGUGGUCUUCAAUUUCCUUCAAAUUUUACUCUUAUUUGGUCUGUUCAUAAUUUUACAUUGUACAUGAAUACUACUUGAAGUUUCGUACCCCUCUGUAAUGUCCUUUAGAAGUCCUCUCACCAAUUUAUAGAGGUCUUUUGGCACAAUGUAAUGUGUCAAUAAAAUGAAUAAGAGAAGUCUGUUCUCAGGUGUGGGGAAGACGACCACAUGUUUAAUAAACGAGGGGGGGGGGGCUCUGACCAAAUGAAAUCAAUUUCGAAGCAGCUAGGAUCCCCAGGUGUUUUUAGGAUGGAGUCAGGCCACGCUUAAUUUUUUUUUCAAUCACCUCAGAAAUUUAGCUGGCACAACACAUAUCCUAGCCAGAACAAAAAUGCAUUAUAUCGUUUCACAGGCUCCAAGCGGACACGAUACACUACAACAUACGGAAACGUCUUCAGAACAUCAGUGACCCGGUCUUUGUCGGGGUCCACGUCAGGAUGAAGGACUACUCCAGGAGCCCGUACCCCGAGGCUCCGAUCUCCUUCUUCAGAAACGCCUUCAGCAGGAUGCGAGAACUCGUGCCGGGGAAAAAUCUGGUCUUCCUUCUGGCCAGCAACGGCAUCGAAUGGUGCCGUAAGAACUUGCAGGAGCCCGGCGUCGUCGUCCUGGAGGACGCCGAGCGCGAGGUCCACUUCGCCGUGUUGGCCAGGUGCAAGCACAUGAUUGUGUCGGUGGGGACCUUUGGCUGGUGGGCCGGAUGGCUGACCGCCGGUCACGUGAUCUACUAUGUGCGAUUUCCGAAUAAGGGCUCAAGGCUUGCUCUGGGAUUAACAAUGGAGGAUUACUACCCUCCGUCGUGGAUUGCCGUAGACCAUUGAUAAGAUUAUCUGUAGAGACCAUUGAUAAGAUUAUAUGUAGAUACCAUUGAUAAGAUUAUCUGUAGUUUAAUUAGUAAUACUUUUGUAUUGAAUACAAAAAAUUAAUUUCAUCUUUCUGUUUCAG